AUGAUCUCCGCACGAUACGACCACGUUGCGCGUUGUUUAAGGCACCUCUACCUCCUCCCUAGCUUUAUCAGGAGCUUCGCCUCGCACUCCCCUACGGCCCACGCGCCCCCUCGUCAUGAUUUACGCCCGUCGCAUGCCGAGGAUCAAGAUAUCGUUGUCUCUCGAGCCGGUACCAGGCCGCGCAGGCCUACCUGCGCUCUCUGUGGCCCUCGUACAAGCUCCCCAGGCGCUGAAGCAACAUAUCGCCGUCCGGCGAGCGAAGGUUUCGUUUACUUGCGAUGUGCUCUCCCCCGCCGCUCGCCUGCUGCGCGGUCCCCCCUAGGCGAUGAGGCAACGUAUCGUCGUCCGCCGAGCGAGGUGCGCUUUCUUCAUUUGCGCCGCGCGACGCGCAUCCGGAGACGUGCGGAAAUGUCCAGCGCCCUUCUCAGCGCCCCCUCGAUUCUCAUCUUCAAGUUGAACAUGUCGCGCGUGCGCUCUCGGAGCCGACAUCACGUGAUAUGUUCGACUUGUGCGCGCGUUUCGCGAGUGCAUGUCCCUGGUGUUCAUCUCGCACAUCUUCUCUUGCGGACGUUAGGUUACUGCUCAGUUGUUACUCCUUGGUAUACUGCUUGUAAUAACUACGACAUGCAAUGGAAUUCUGCUGUACUUUUCAAAAUCGAAUCGAGAAAGUCGUGUGUGUCUAAAACAACAUACAUAUACCACUAG
This is a messenger RNA of Schizophyllum commune H4-8, 705 nucleotides long. RefSeq lists its product as uncharacterized. Bases 1 to 705 code for a protein of 234 amino acids. The transcript has 5 exons. NCBI's taxonomy places the organism in Eukaryota, Fungi, Basidiomycota, Agaricomycetes, Agaricales, Schizophyllaceae. The record is from RefSeq and is a predicted model, not a curated record.